Messenger RNA from Alosa sapidissima (American shad), 2700 nucleotides. RefSeq names its product fizzy/cell division cycle 20 related 1a (gene fzr1a). Gene Ontology annotation, cellular component: anaphase-promoting complex. Lineage: Eukaryota; Metazoa; Chordata; Actinopteri; Clupeiformes; Clupeidae. Gene Ontology annotation, molecular function: protein binding; anaphase-promoting complex binding; ubiquitin ligase activator activity. Gene Ontology annotation, biological process: positive regulation of ubiquitin protein ligase activity; positive regulation of anaphase-promoting complex-dependent catabolic process; anaphase-promoting complex-dependent catabolic process. The transcript has 14 exons. Bases 183 to 1670 code for a protein of 495 amino acids. The record is from RefSeq and is a predicted model, not a curated record.
UAAUGUAUACCCAGAAUGCUUUGCACUUUCACCCAAAACAUCUUCGAAGGCUACAUUUUGGUCACCUAAGCAAACCUUCAAUUAAUCAGUAAUAUUACCUCAGCCUUGCCUUAGCGUUCCGUGUUUUAAUAACAGGUGGAUUUACAAGCUAUUUUUACCCAGGACUAAAGUCAGUCUCCUCAAUGGACCAGGACUAUGAGCGGCGGCUGUUGCGGCAGAUCAACAUACAGAAUAUAAACUGCAGUCCCAUUAAAUCAACAGAAGUGGUCCGCAACCUGACACCUACAAGUUCCCCGCUAUCAUCCCCUAGCAAACAUGGAGACAGAUUUAUCCCAUCCCGAGCUGGAGCCAACUGGAGCAUCAACUUCCACAGAAUAAACGAGAAUGAGCGGUCACCUAGCCAGAACAGAAAAACAAAAGAUGCCACUACAGACAACAGUAAAGCGGACGGCCUGGCCUACUCGGCCCUGCUGAAGAACGAGUUGCUGGGGGCAGGCAUCGAGAAGGUCCAGGACCCUCAGAGCGAGGACCAGCGCCUGCGACCUUCUACCCCGGAGAGGAGGCGACUAUUUAACUACUCUCUCAGUGCCAAGCGCUCCUCCCCCGAUGACAACAACACUCUGUCCCCUUACUCCCUGUCACCUGUCAGCAGCAAAAGUCAGAAGCUAUUACGGUCUCCACGAAAGCCCACCCGUAAAAUCUCUAAGAUUCCUUUUAAGGUGCUUGAUGCACCGGAACUACAAGACGACUUCUACCUCAACCUAGUGGACUGGUCCUCCCUAAAUGUGCUCAGUGUGGGCCUGGGGACCUGUGUAUAUCUGUGGAGUGCGUGCACCAGUCAGGUAACACGUCUGUGUGACCUGUCAGUAGAGGGCGACUCUGUCACAUCCGUGGGCUGGUCGGAACGAGGCAAUCUGGUGGCAGUGGGAACACAUAAAGGCUUUGUACAAAUAUGGGACGCAUCUGCAGGCAAGAAACUGUUUGCGCUUGAGGGCCACACAGCGAGAGUGGGUGCUUUGGCAUGGAACGCCGACCAGCUCUCGUCAGGCAGCCGUGACCGCAUGAUCCUGCAGCGGGACGUGCGCACGCCCCCCCAGCAGUCGGAGCGGCGGCUCCAGGGACACCGGCAGGAGGUCUGCGGCCUCAAGUGGAGCACCGACCACCAGCUGCUCGCCUCCGGGGGCAACGACAAUAAGCUACUGGUGUGGAACCACUCUAGUGUGGUGCCCGUGCAGCAGUACACGGAACAUCUGGCUGCGGUCAAGGCCAUCGCCUGGUCGCCCCACCAGCACGGGUUGCUGGCAUCGGGCGGCGGCACGGCCGACCGCAGCAUCCGCUUCUGGAACACGCUUACAGGGCAGCCCCUGCAGUCCAUCGACACAGGCUCACAAGUCUGCAACCUGGCCUGGUCCAAGCACGCUAAUGAGCUGGUAAGCACACAUGGAUACUCACAAAACCAGAUCCUGGUGUGGAAAUACCCAUCCCUUACUCAGGUGGCCAAACUCACUGGACACUCGUACCGAGUCCUCUACCUGGCCAUGUCGCCAGAUGGAGAGGCCAUCGUCACAGGAGCCGGAGAUGAGACCCUGCGCUUCUGGAAUGUCUUCAGUAAAACACGCUCGACCAAGGAGUCGGUGUCUGUCUUGAACCUCUUCACCAGAGUACGAUGACCCCCGUAGAGUGAAAGACUAAAAUCAUGUUGAGGGAUAUGACCUCUUUUAUAGGUGGAGGAAGAAGGCAAAGGUGUUGAGAGAGGGGACUGUCGAUUGAUGUUUACAGAAUUUUAUAGACCUCCAUCAGGACUGCCUUGUAUACAUUCAGGAUUAAUUUCAAAAGCUUACUUGAUUUGGUGUAUUUUGUGUUUGUUUUUUGUGUUUUGUUUGCAAUUAAUGCACAUUUUAUAACAUUUUGUGUUUUUUAAGUUGCUAAAUAUCCUAAAUGUACAAUACUGUAUAAGCAUCAAGAAAUGUAAGUGUCCUAAAUCUUUACAAUUUAAAGAUAGAUGUCCUUUACCAUUGUGUCAUCUUUUCUGGGUUGUUUUCAGAUAAAUGGUAAUGUUAACAGUGACAAUUGGUGUGUGUGCACUGAAAAAGAGUUUACGUCCCUUGUGUAGUUCCAAUUUGUUUUAGCAAUGCAUUUUUAAUGUGCACUGUACUUGAGAAUGAGCAGUGUACUUUUGAAUGUAACCAGUAACCAAUUUAACAGCUGAUUUGGUCAGUGAUGUAUAAUGGUGAAAAAUAAGCUAAUCAUGGCCCGGACUCCUCAACACCAAGUGUAUCCAGUGAUGGUAGACUUUGGACACACCGUUGCUCUCUUGCAAUGAAUGGACAAACAUCACAUAUGUCCGUCUUAACUUUAUUCCAUGUGGUUUUGAACAUACCAUUAGAAUAUCUGUAUUUACAUGAGUUCAAAGUAUAUUACAGCCGCUGAGGAGCUAGAGGAAGAGGUACAUUGAUAUCCAGUUAUGGUGUGAAAGUGAGAAGACAGCCUGGCACAUUUUACAGGUUUAUGCAUAUAUAGGUUAUACACAAACACUUUUUAGAGUUGGACAGGCAUAAUGUGAAAAUAUAGUAAUGGAUCAUUCAACAUUGCAUACAAUAUCAGUACUCCCAAUCACAAUACAAUGUCAAAAAAUCUGUUUGGUGGCAUCAACUGCAAAAUAAAGGUGGAUAGAUCUAGUAAAGGUGAACAAAAGGCUAA